This is a messenger RNA of Colletes gigas, 948 nucleotides long. RefSeq names its product thioredoxin domain-containing protein 9. Bases 156 to 803 code for a protein of 215 amino acids. The transcript has 4 exons. Gene Ontology annotation, cellular component: cytoplasm. Lineage: Eukaryota; Metazoa; Arthropoda; Insecta; Hymenoptera; Colletidae. Gene Ontology annotation, biological process: microtubule cytoskeleton organization. The record is from RefSeq and is a predicted model, not a curated record.
UUCUACACUCAUUCUGUCAAAUCUGGAUACACUGAUCACAUUAAUACUGUCACCAACAUAUCAACAAAAAUUUGAAACUUUGAGUAAUUCGAAUUUAUCUAAAUUUUCCAAAAUAUUUAUUCAAUUGCGCAGUAAAUAUUAUUGAUCCUAGCGAAAUGGAGUCCGUUUUACAGCAAAAAAUGAUCGACGCGACGCAUUGCGUCGAAAAGCAAUUGGACACCGAAUUAGAAAAAUUGGACAAUUUGGAUAUCGGCGAUAUCGAAAAACUGCGUGAAAAUCGCCUGAAACAGUUGAAAACACUUCAACAACAGAAGCAAAACUGGCUGUCCUUGGGCCAUGGAGAAUAUUCUGAGGUGUAUGAUGAAAAAGAAUUUUUCGAAGUGUCGAAAAAGUCAGAAAAUAUAGUCUGUCUGUUUUACAAAGACGAUUCGCCAAGAUGCAAAAUAGCGGAUCAUCAUCUAAAAAUUCUUGCGAAAAAACACGUGGAAGCAAAGUUUUGCAAACUAAACGUCCACCGAUGUCCAUUUUUAACUGAACGUCUGAAAAUCAAAAUUAUUCCAACAAUCGCUCUGAUUUUAAACAGCAAGACCACAGACUAUAUCGUGGGAUUCACUGACUUGGGAAAUCGUGAUGACUUUUCUACGGAAACCUUAGAAUACAGAAUUUCCCUUUCAGGUGUGAUAAAAAUGGACGAUAAUGUUUAUUUAGAAAACAAGAAAACACCAUGGUUGUCGCAGGUUUCGAAACCAAAAACUAUCAGAUCCGCGAGUUCCUUAAAUUCUGAUGAUUCCGACAUUGAGUAAAGAUAUUUUCAACAAUUGUUUGUACAAAUUUGACAUAUUAUUGUUUAAAUUUGUAUUCAAUCGACUAAUCUCGUUUAGAAUUAAAUCUAAGUCCACUUGUAACGAUUUCGAUUUUGAUUAAUAAAAAAAGGGUCACAAUUAUUAA